Vigna radiata var. radiata (mung bean) is the source of this 1795-nucleotide messenger RNA. RefSeq names its product pentatricopeptide repeat-containing protein At5g56310-like. The record is from RefSeq and is a predicted model, not a curated record. Lineage: Eukaryota; Viridiplantae; Streptophyta; Magnoliopsida; Fabales; Fabaceae. Gene Ontology annotation, biological process: RNA modification. Gene Ontology annotation, molecular function: protein binding; RNA binding.
AAUGAAUAAUUACAAUGUAGUAUGAAUUUGUUAUGAUGGUAAGAAUGAUAGAGGUGAACCUGGAGAACGACAGUGGGCAUCUAUGGUUUUGGAAUUAUUUGGAAAGGUGCGUGAUGUAAGGCCAUGUCUGCAACGGUUAUUCUCCUUGCUUCCAAGAUCAGAGCAUGCAAAUGUAGAGCAGCUGCUUUGUCGUUGCUCCAAUCUGAUCCAUCUUCACCAAACUCAAGCCUUCAUGCUUACCAGAGCUCUCGAGAAAGACCCACCAUCUUCCUCUACAACAACCUCAUCUAUGCUCUAUCUUCACACAAUCCCACUCUUGCCAUUUCUCUCUUCAACGCCAUUCGCCUCCAUGGCUUUCGACCCGACUCUUACUCUUUUCCUUUUGCUCUCAAGGCCGUUGCUUCUUCACCUUCCCUCCGUCUCGGCCGCCAGAUUCAUUCUCAAGCCAUUCUUUCCGGCUUCGCCACCCAUCCCACUGUCCUCACCUCCCUCAUUCACAUGUAUUCCUCCUGCGCUAACGUUUCCUCUUCCCGCAAGCUAUUUGAUGCCGCCGCUUUCAAACACGUUUCUCUCUGGAACGCUAUGCUAGCCGGUUAUGCCAAGCUGGGUGAUCUAUCCAAUGCCCGCAACCUGUUUGAAUCUAUGCUGAAAAAGGAUAGGGAUGUUGUUUCAUGGACUACUCUUAUUUCGGGAUACACGCACACUCACAGUCCUCAGCAGGCUAUCACGCUUUUCCGCACUAUGCUGCUCCACAACGUGCAGCCGGAUAAAAUUGCCAUUUUGGCUGUGCUCUCUGCGUGUGCCGACUUGGGUGCUCUCCAGUUGGGAGUGUGGAUUCACAACUACAUUGAAAAGCAUAAACUGCCUAAGAUUGUAUCACUUUAUAACUCUCUCAUAGACAUGUAUGCCAAAUCGGGUGACAUAAUUAAAGCACGCCAACUGUUUGAGAGUAUGGAGCGUAAAACGAUUAUAACCUGGACAACCAUGAUUGCUGGACUUGCUUUACAUGCUGGGAAAGAGGCCCUCGAGCUAUUUUCUUGCAUGGAGAAGGCUGGAAUCAGGCCAAAUGAAGUGACCUUUAUCACCAUCCUUUCUGCUUGUAGCCAUGCUGGAUUGGUUGAUCUGGGCCGCUAUUAUUUCACGUGUAUGAGAUCCAAAUAUGGAAUUGAACCAAAGAUAGAGCACUACGGGUCCAUGGUUGAUUUGCUUGGCCGUGGUGGCUAUCUUGAGGAAGCAAAGGAGCUAGUUAGGUUGAUGCCGUCUGAAGCCAAUGCAGCUGUAUGGGGAUCCCUUCUNGCUGCUUCANAUAGAUACGGCGAUGCUGCGCUGGCAGCGNAAGCUUUGCGCCAUCUAAGUGUGAUNGAGCCCCAGAAUUGUGGGAAUUAUUCUCUCCUAUCCAAUACUUACGCUGCGCUUGGUAGGUGGAAGGAAGCUGGUAUGGUGAGGAAGGUUAUGCGGGAUACGGGUAUGGAAAAGGUGGCAGGUGUCAGUUUUAUUGAGGUGAACAAUACAGUNUAUGAAUUCAUCGCGGGAGACAGAUUAAACAUCAAAUUUGUUGACAUUUGUCAUGUCCUACAAAGCAUAAACGGGCAACUCAAGAUGAUUGAUGUGAAAAGGGAAUCAUCCAUAGAACUAUAUUGAUGGAAGAGUUUAAAGCCUUGUGAUUUGAUGCUUCUAACUAUGAGUAGGCGGAUGAUAAAAUUGUAGUUUGAGUUGUAAUAUUUGUAUUUGAUAUUGUGAGUUAUCUUAGUUGGUUCUGAUCCUGUGUAGACAAAUAAUUAACAGUGAAAUUUUA